Messenger RNA from Symsagittifera roscoffensis, 776 nucleotides. RefSeq lists its product as uncharacterized. The record is from RefSeq and is a predicted model, not a curated record. Bases 159 to 743 code for a protein of 194 amino acids. The transcript is spliced from 4 exons. Lineage: Eukaryota; Metazoa; Xenacoelomorpha; Acoela; Convolutidae.
GCUUACCUUACACUUAACCAGAGGCAGGGUACGAGUAGACGGGGUUCCGGGUAUACUUCAGCUUGGGUCGCAAUAAUUAAGAAUCAGAAUCAGUGUGCGACAGGGAAAUUGGUCGAGCGGUUAACUGCGAGGUGUGUUUCAACUGCUAGAGGCUUGAGAUGUUAGUACGCCGUAGUAACACAAUUCCGCUGCCCUUUGUUGCCUGUAAGAGUCCAACCGACUGCCCCUUCAGCAUCAGCUGCAAUGAGCAUAGCGACUCUUGUGACUGCAGCGACAUCCUCAACAUGCAAGUGGGAGACCUGAAGAGGAACUGCAGCAUGGCAUUUGAGCCACAGUGUCCAGUUGGAACGUUCGGAGUGUUCUGCGAGUAUAAGUGUCCUCGAGGCUGUGAGCGAAAUAACAAGAAUGGCAGUUGUGUGCGACUUCAGGGCACGUGUGACGACUUCGACAAAGAGCAGGAUGCUGUGCUGACUGCCUCUCGCUACUGGUACAUCAUCCUUGCAGUGGGAGUGUUUCUAGUCUGUUUACUGUUCUUAAUCUACUUGAUCGACUACGUCUGCGAAAAACGAAGGGAGAAAAAAGCGGCCAAAGUAGUCCGGGUGCCUCGAAAGUCCAGAAUGGUGGCUAAUACCAAACGCAAGUCCAAGCAUAGUGUGUUGGAAGACAGAGAUCUGCCAGUGGACAACGCCAUUCACGAGUCCAGAAGCUACCAGACUGAGAAUCCCAGAGACAGAGACAAGUGAGAUUUAGAGGCAAGAUUCGCAAUCCCUGAGAGU